UCCGCCCCCCGGCGCCGCCGCUGCCCCGCGGGGAAGUUGCGCUCCUUGCCUCGCUUUCCCGCUCGCUCCCUCGGCGGCGGCUCCUUCCUCCCCCUCCCUCCAAUGCGCCUCCCGCUCAUUUCCUCUUUUCCUCCCCGCUCGCCGCCGCUCCGCAGGCGUGCGGCUCGCCCGGGCUCCGCCGCGGAGUUGUAGCUGCCGGGAGGCCGCCGCGGGACCGCUCCGCAGCCGGGCAAUUGAGCUCUGUGGACUUUUCCUGAAGAGGUUCCAAGAUAGGUGCAUUUGAGCCAGGCUCUGGGCAAGGAUGGGGAAGCAGAACAGCAAGCUGCGCCCUGAAGUGCUGCAGGACCUGCGCGAGAACACCGAGUUCACGGACCAUGAGCUGCAGGAGUGGUACAAGGGCUUCCUAAAAGAUUGCCCAACAGGCCAUUUGACUGUGGAGGAGUUCAAAAAAAUCUACGCCAAUUUUUUCCCUUACGGCGACGCAUCGAAGUUCGCUGAGCACGUGUUCCGCACCUUCGACACCAACGGCGACGGGACCAUCGACUUCAGGGAAUUCAUCAUCGCGCUGAGCGUCACCUCGCGGGGCAAGCUGGAGCAGAAGCUCAAGUGGGCCUUCAGCAUGUACGACCUGGAUGGCAACGGGUACAUCAGCCGCGGUGAAAUGCUGGAAAUAGUGCAGGCCAUCUACAAAAUGGUUUCAUCAGUAAUGAAAAUGCCAGAAGAUGAAUCCACUCCAGAGAAGCGAACAGACAAGAUCUUCAGACAGAUGGACACAAACAAUGACGGCAAGCUGUCCCUGGAGGAGUUCAUCAAAGGUGCCAAGAGCGAUCCCUCCAUCGUGCGGUUGUUACAGUGCGACCCCAGCAGCGCGAGCCAAUUCUGAUGAGAGCGGACAGUUUGCAAGGAGAAUCUCAGCUUGUCUUACAAGCUUUGCUCGCAAAUGGAUGCCUUCUCAAUCAUUCCUCAACAGUUAGUGGAUAAGAUACCAUUGCCAGAUUGUGUGUGUCCGAGUGAAACAGCCCUCGCCCCUCACUAACACCAGUGCAGCUCUCCUUCGGCAGCUCCAUUUCUGCUUUCCCGUAAUGUUUUGAUUCACUCUGCACGCCUAAGGGUAACUGAAAGGUGUUUACAUGCAGAUGCAAAGAGCUGAAUCUCUGCUGGGGUGUCCCGUUCACUUCAGCAGCAGGGAAGGGGAUGCCCCAUAGGCUUGGGAGGACGCUAGGUAGGACUUUGGCCCAACGUAGCAGGUGGCAGGUAACUUAUUUCGCUUCAGAAGUGACUAUGUGAGAAAAAACAUGUGGACUGAACAGAGUAGAAAGCUCAAAUUAAAAAUCAAAAACAAAGAAAAAAAAUAGUAAAAAACAAAACAAAAAACAAAAAAGCAGCUUUCCUGGGCAUGGUUCCAGUUUUCUUUUUGAGGAAAAUUGCUUGCACUUAUCUAAUGGUCUUUACUUUCUUUUAAUAUAUAUAUAAAUUAUAUAUAUAUGGUGAAGUAAAAUUUUAAAUAUGUAGGUCAUCUAUUUAAGGCAUAAAAUAGACUCCAGCUUUGUUUCUUCUAGUUGUCCGUGAUUUAUUCCGAUCUUGGAGAUGAUUGUUGGUUUUGUUUUUGUUUUUUUUUUUGUGGUAUUUAUGCAUUAGCAAAUUGCUGUUCCAAAAGAAAUGCAUGAGUAGCAGUUUGUGGGUAAUUUCACUCUGUUUAAUUCCCGAAUGCAAAUAUUUGUUCAUUUUUACUGUCGAUCGUUCCGGCGUUACUGUAUUAACGGGAGGCCCGAAAGGAGCAAAUCCUCAUUUUGUAUUUCUCAGUGAAGUCCUACGUUCUGGUGGUCGCUGCGUCAAGUGGCUUCGAGUGACCUGAGGUGACGUGAGUCGCACCGCUGUCCUCCACCUCGCUGCACCUCUCCCCUUGCUGUCGAUACGUUAAUAGUCUCGUGCAUUCCAGUGUUAUUUAAUAUCUGCCUAAUGCCAAGAAAUAUUCAUUGAAAUAAAAGACUACUUUUCUUGUCCA
Molecule: messenger RNA, 2005 nt
Organism: Tympanuchus pallidicinctus (lesser prairie-chicken)
Lineage: Eukaryota; Metazoa; Chordata; Aves; Galliformes; Phasianidae
Gene: HPCAL1
Product: hippocalcin like 1
Exons: 5
Coding region: 302-883 (193 amino acids)
Molecular function (GO): calcium ion binding
Source: RefSeq, a predicted model, not a curated record